AUGCGAGAGUUAUUGGGCAACUCCGAUACGGAAGGGUUGCUGGCCAUGGAGCACCGUCAGGGGAAACCCCUACGGGCUCUGAAAACGACGAGUGACGAUGAAGACGAUGCCGCAUUUAAGACAUGCAUGAGCGGAGGAACGGAGGAUGCCUUUGGAUCUCAGACCAGCAGUCGCCGGAAGAUAUUUAAGAGGUUGAACCUGGACGCUUUCUACAAUGGUGCGCAGUUUCGUGCGGGGGGUGAAACCACAGAACGUACGGGUGGGAGGAGUGAACGAAGAAAGAAUGUGCGUGGACUUCUCAAUAUGAUCUACGGCGAGCAAGAAAUGGGUGCUUUACAGCAAAGGCAUAGACGUCCAAUGGAUAGUGACAUUAACUCCGCCACGACAAAUACAGUGGAUGCUGCAGCACCCGUUGUUGCCGUUUCUCCAGGAACACCUCUUAAGAAACGCAAAGAGAAACACGAGGCAGGGGAGUGGGUAUCUGCGCGUCACACGGCUUUGGAGGAAUUGCGGCUGGAGUUGGACAAGCGACUGCGCACGGAUGCGCACUUCCGACCCGAGCUGCGAGAGGUUGCGAAGGAGAAAGAGGAACACAUAGAACAAGCAAUAGAAGAAGAAGAAGAGGAGGAAGGUCAUCAGCGGAACGUGAGCGUGAUGACUGGAGAGCGGCGACGCUUCAGUGAUUCUAUUGAUUCAUCCCGAGGUCUAGAGAUGAGUCCUGCAGUCAUUUCGGACCGUGCUGAACCCGGGAGGAUGAAUGAAUCAGCCAUAGAUCUUUCUGAUAUUCAUGACAUCCCCGACGGGCGAUCGAUGGAGGUGAUGCGGCGGGCGGAAGAACGAUCAAUAGAGAGAAAACAGAGAGCGGAGACGGAAUUUCGGAAUAGGGAGCUCUUAGAGUGCACGUUCCACCCACAAGUCGCCCCAAACUCCGCCGUUCUCUUUCAAAAAAUGGCGCUUGGGAAGGGCAAUGUAUUUGGCCGAUUGUAUCCACAAGAGCUACGGGAUCAGGCGGCUAAGGCACGUGAUGCUCAGAUGCGAGAAGAGCUGGAGUCCCUUGAAAGGUAUGAAAUAGAAUUUCUUCGUGAACGCUGCGGUGGGUUAACAGCCGCAUGCCCAGCUGAAGACAACUUUGGGUUGUUCCUAAGCAACGUGCUUGGGAGAAGUGUGGUCCACGGAGCUGUUUCUAUAAAAACGGAUUACAAAUCGCCACUGGCCCAAAAGAUGCACGCUGAUGCUUCCAUUGGUGAUUCAGAUGGAUCUGGGAUGGUAAAGAAGACUACUCGCGAAGAACGCCGAUACCGUAUUGCGUGCUUUGACGAGUUUCUUCAACGUCAAAACGAGCACAAAAGGAGUAGGUCUCGUAGUGUGCGGAAUAUGGAAAAGGCACUGACACCAUCCUUCAAACCUGAGAUUAGUGUGCACAGCGUGCAAAUUGCGAAGGAAUUAAUGGCCCGUAGUUCAACCACUCCGUCGGGUUCCAAUAAUGCAUCAGCGCUGGCUUCAGCUGUGAAAAAGCACCGCUCUCCAUACGUGGAUCCAUGCACUUUUAAGCCGAGGAUUACUGCAGUUUCCCGUGCCAUGGAACCACGGGGCGUGGAAUCCAUGGCGAACGAUGGUGUGCGUCUACGUGAAUGGAGGAAAAGACAGCAGGAAAGAGCAGCAAAAGAAGAAAUCAAGUAUCCAUUUCGUCCCACUCUUAAUGAUGCUCACAAUAAGCGUAUCGAGUCACUGUUGACAUUAAAGAAUUACUCACGCUACGAGCAGGGUUUGCGACGGCGGAAAGAGCAGAUGGCGAGAAUGAAAGAGGAGCAGGAUGCCAUAAAAGAAAAUGAAGAGGUGGAGCGAAGCACGUUUUGUCCCAAAACAACCCGUAAACCGGAGUAUGUAACAAGAAUGGCUUCCAGCUUUGCUCUCGUCCGGCAGCAGUAUGGAGAACUGUGA
This is a messenger RNA of Trypanosoma cruzi, 1941 nucleotides long. RefSeq lists its product as uncharacterized. Lineage: Eukaryota; Euglenozoa; Kinetoplastea; Trypanosomatida; Trypanosomatidae. The record is from RefSeq and is a predicted model, not a curated record. Bases 1 to 1941 code for a protein of 646 amino acids. The transcript has a single exon.